Molecule: messenger RNA, 4269 nt
Organism: Emys orbicularis (European pond turtle)
Lineage: Eukaryota; Metazoa; Chordata; Testudines; Emydidae
Gene: LMTK3
Product: lemur tyrosine kinase 3
Exons: 15
Coding region: 1-4269 (1422 amino acids)
Biological process (GO): protein phosphorylation
Molecular function (GO): protein kinase activity; ATP binding
Source: RefSeq, a predicted model, not a curated record
AUGCUAAGGCAGGGGCCCGUCGUCCUGCUGGCCGCCUCCAUGUCGUAUUUCAACCCGGACAGAGCGUUAGCAGCGCCGCUGGAGAACGAUGGUCUGUCCCAAGGCCGGUUCCCUCUUGCCCCCCCGUAUGCCGUGGUCUUGAUCUCCUGUUCAGGUCUCCUGGCCUUCAUCUUCCUCCUCCUCACCUGCCUGUGCUGCAAACGGGGCGAUGUCGGCUUCAAGGAGUUCGAGAACCCAGAUGGGGAGGAGUAUUCGGGGGAAUACACGCCACCUGCCGAGGAGACCUCAUCGUCCCAGUCCAUCCCAGACGUCUACAUCCUGCCGCUCUCUGAGGUCUCGCUCCCAGCUCCCAACCAGCAGAUGCCCAAGACAGACCUAGUGAAGCAUCUGGGCUUGAGCCGGCAGCACCUCAGCUACCUGCAGGAGAUCGGGAACGGCUGGUUUGGGAAGGUGAUCCUGGGGGAGAUCUUCUCAGACUUCACCCCAGCCCAGGUGGUGGUGAAGGAGCUCCGGGUCAGCGCCGGACCCCUGGAGCAGAGGAAGUUCCUGUCGGAGGCUCAGCCCUAUCGAAGCCUUCAGCACCCCAACAUCCUGCAGUGCCUGGGGCUGUGCACGGAGACCAUCCCCUUCCUGCUCAUCAUGGAGUUCUGCCAGCUGGGCGACUUGAAGCGCUACCUGCGAGCCCAGUGCCAGGCAGACGGGAUGACCCCCGACCUGCUGACCCGCGACCUCGGCACACUGCAGCGCAUGGCCUAUGAGCUCACCCUCGGGCUGUUGCACCUGCACAAGAACAACUACAUCCACAGCGACCUGGCCCUGCGGAACUGCCUGCUGACCUCCGACCUCACCGUCCGUGUCGGCGACUAUGGCCUCUCGCACAACAACUACAAGGAGGAUUAUUACAUCACCCCUGACCGGCUGUGGAUCCCGCUGCGCUGGGUGGCGCCGGAGCUGCUGGACGAAGUUCACGGGACGCUCGUGGUGGUGGAUCAGAGCAAGGAGAGCAACGUCUGGUCCCUGGGGGUGACGAUGUGGGAGCUGUUUGAAUUCGGCAGCCAGCCCUACCGGCACCUGUCGGACGAGGAGGUUCUCGCCUUCGUCAUCAAAGAGCAGCAGAUGAAGCUGGCCAAGCCACGCCUGAAGCUGCCCUACUCUGACUACUGGUACGAGGUGAUGCAGUCGUGCUGGCUGCCGGCGCCACAGCGCCCCACACUGGAGGAGCUGCACCUGCAGUUGACCUACCUGCUGACGGAGCGCUGCCACGCGCAGGCGGAGGAGAGUUUCGAGUGGCGGUGGAACGCCCUGAAGCCCAAGCGCUCGCCGGCCGCCUCCCCCCCACGCCGGCGCCGCUCGGAGGAGAUCUCGGCCUACCCGCUGCUGGAUGGCUUCCAGGGGGCCGACCUGGACGACGUCCUCACUGUCACCGAGAGCAGCCGGGGGCUCAACUUCGAGUACAUGUGGGAGAAGGCCCGGCUGGGGCGCUGGAAGGCCGGCCCGGCCCCCGGGGCCACCCCCUCCAGCAACGGCGGCCUGGCCGUGCCCGGCGCCAACCCCUUCUACGAGGCGCCAGCGCGGCAGAGCCUGGAGACGCCCAGCGUGGUCCCAGUGAUUAGCGCCCGCAGCCCCUCGGUCAGCAGCGAGUACUACAUCCGGCUGGAGGAGCACGGCGAUGGGGAAGGGCCCGAGGGCACCGUCGGCACCCCCAGCCCCAUCUACGAGCGCCAAUACGGGGUGCCCGGCUCCCCGCCGGAGCCCCUCUUCCCUUCCGACUGGGACCCCAUUGAAGAGGGCCGGGGCAGCCCCCCGCCCCCGGCUCGCCACCACCUCCCCCACCUCCUGCCGGAGGGGCCGGCCAGCUGGGCCCCCGGUGCCACCAACCCCUUCAUCUCGGUGUCCCGGGAGCCAGCCCGGCGCAGCGCCAACCCCUUCCGGGCCGAGAUCCAGGAGACCUCGCUGACGGAUCCGGCGCCGGGGGGCAUCUUCCUGGGGGAGUCCCUGCUCCACGUGUACCAGGAGCUGGAGGAGCAGCAGCGUGGCUGGGACUGCGAGGGGCUGGAGGAGCGGGGGGCCGGGGAGACGCUGGCGGGGGACCCCUCGGAGUUCCGCCCCUCGCCCCCCUGGGACCGGGAGCCCUCCCUGAUGGAGGAGCAGAGCUCGGCCGGCAGCACGGACGGGGAGGACGCCAGCAGCGGCGGGGACGGGCGCCGCAACCCCCUGCUCUGCCCGCUCUGCAGCCGGGGCGGGCGCUGCCGCUGCGCUCCGGGCCGGGGGGAGGUUGUGAGCGGCUGGAGCAACCACGCCCCCAUCCCCCGGCCCCACCGCGACAGCUACGGCACCGAGGACGACUCCUCCCUCAAGGUGGAGCGGGGCUCCCUGGCCGACUGCCCCAUCCUGCUGGGAGAGGGCCCCCCCGGGGCCGGAGAGGGCGGGGCCGGGCCGCUGGUCCCACCCCCUUUGGCUGGGGUGCCGCCCCCUCCCUCGGCGUUCUACGACCCACUGAUGGGCGCGGCCGUGGUGAGCUACGAACUCCAGGACUACCCCAAGCGGGGGGUGGCUGGGCGGCCGCCGGGCUCGCCCUUCCCUGGCCUGACCACCGCCUGCUGCAGCGUCAUCGUGCCGGUGGAAAUCCCGCCCCUGGCCACGCUGGCGGAGAGCGCCGACGAGGAGACCAUCGCCAUCGUGCCCGAGGCCGCAGACGGCUUCGCGGCCAGGCCAGAGAUUGGCCCAGCCCCAGUGGGCCGGCGGAGGGGCCCACUGGACUCCGGGGACUCGCUGGACCUCCCCUCCAACACCAGCUCCUCCGAGGGCUGCAGCCCGGCCUCCCGCUUCUCCUCGCCGGGCCAGAAGUUCCCCGACAGCGGCUACGAGACAGAGAGCACCUUCUCCCCGGAGCUCCUCGUCCGGGAGCCCGAGGAGGAAGAGGACGGGGAGCCGCCCGGGCAAGGGGAUGCUGCCCAGCUGCCCCCCACGCCCAUCUCGGAGUCCACCAGCGACCUGACGCUGUCGGAGGAGACGCCGGGGGCCGAGGAGGAGGCGGGCACGGGGUGGGGGCUGGCCACGACCCACCGGGACUCGGCCUAUUUUUCGGACGGCGAGGCGGAGGGGGGCCGGGGGGAGGAGGAGGAGCCGGCGGUGGGGCAGGGCGGGGGGCAGCCGGCGCCGGCCAAAUUGGAGGCCGGCUUCGUGGUGCAGGUGUGCAAGGAGCAGCUGCUGGUGUCGCUGCGGGAGAACAUCACCCGCAACCUACUCUGCAACCACCGGGACCUGGGGACCCCGGCGUCCGGGGCCCCAGCUGCCAAGGAGGAGGCCGUGAUCCGGCUCUGGGCCCUGGAGCCCGAGGGGGCCCGGGGCGCUGGAGACGAGCAGGAAGGGGGCGGCGGGGAGGUGGCAGGUGGGCCGCCCCAGGAAGAGGAGGAGGGGGCAGAGAGCGAGGAAGGGCAGCUGGACGGCCAGGGGGCGCCGGAGCUGAGCGGGGAGGCCCCUGUCCCCAGCCCCGAGGGGGCCAACCCGGUGUCUGAGCAGUCACAGCCCCACCUGGACUUCAGCACAGCAGGGAGCCCAGGCAGCGAGGACAUCAAAGCCAAGGUCUCGCGCCUGUCGCUGGCGCUGCCCCCGCUGAGCCUGCAGCCCUUCGCUGCCCCGGGGGGGCGGAAGGGCUGUGGGGGGCUGGCACUGGAGGAGGAGGGGGCCGGGCGGGGGGCACCGGGGCCGGGCGAGGAGGAGGAGGAUGAGGAGGCACCGGGUGUGGGGGGCGUCCCCAUUGUGGUCAGCGACUCGGAUGAUGGGCGCAACCUGCGCGGGCUGCUCAAGUCCCCGCGCUCGGCCGAGGAGGCUGCCGAGCUGGACCGGAAACGCAAGAUGGUGUCCUUCUUCGACGACGUUACCGUCUACCUCUUCGACCAGGAGACGCCCACCAAUGAGCUGAGCUCGCAGAGCGGCCCAGAGGGCGAGGGCGGCACCAGCCAGGGCCCCGCGGGGCAGCCUGCCCUCGAGGCCUUCCCACCCGCCGACGGAUUCAGCAGCAGCUUCGAAUGGGACGACGACUUCCCACUGAUGGCCCAGAACCCGUCCUUCGUCUCAAUGGUGACGGACCCCAGCUCGGGGGCCCCCCCAGCGCCGCCCCCCGCGCUGCUCCCGGCCAAGGGGGCGGAGCCCAGCCUGAUGGACGCCCUGCGCUUCUCCCGCUUCACCGUCUCCCCCGCCCUCGAGCCCCACCUGGCCCCCCGCGAGACCGAGCUGGCGCCCACAGCCAACCCCAUUGAGAACUGA